This is a messenger RNA of Cricetulus griseus (Chinese hamster), 3581 nucleotides long. The record is from RefSeq and is a predicted model, not a curated record. NCBI's taxonomy places the organism in Eukaryota, Metazoa, Chordata, Mammalia, Rodentia, Cricetidae.
UGUGCGCAGGCCCGUCGGCGUUUUAUGCUGGAAUAUUCACGAAGAGCUGGAGGAGUUACCGUGUGUGCAGGGCGGAGGGCAACGUUGCCUUUCCCAUUCUCUACCUUGCCUUUGGAGACUGGGUCUCUCCCCGGAACUGGAGCUCACUAUCUUUCUAUCCCUGCCACCCCAACUUUGGGGGUCACAUGUGCAAACCCCCGGGUAUAGCCUUUUUACCCGUGUUCUGGGGAAUUCCAGCUCAGGUCCUCAGGCUUAGACACAAGUCCUUUACCAGCUGAGCAAUCUUCCCAGCUCUCGGGAGUCAUUUUUGCUCUGGAUGUUCUUGUAAAUAUUUUUAAGUGUAUUUUAUGUCUGUGUUUGCCUGCGUGUAUAUAUGUGUACUACAAGUGUGCUGAUCCCCACAGAGGCCUGAAGAGAGUGUGGAUCCCCUGGAAUGAGUUAGAGAUGGUUAAGCACCUUCAUGUGGGUGCUGGGAAUUGAACCUGGAUUCCUCUGGAAGAGCAGCCAGUGCUCUUAACCACUGAGCUGUCUCUCCAGCCCAUUUUAUGUUUUUGAGACAAAGUUUUGCUGUGUAGUCCAGUCUGUCCUUGAACUCCUGUUCCUCCUCUCUGUACCUUCUCUAAGGUUUGUGAUUACAAGCAUACAAUAGCACUGCCUUAGUCCUCUGUGCCUUUUGAGAUGCAUAUCAAAUGGAGAUGAUUUGGAGGAAUUUCUGAAAGAAAGCGUUAGCUUUCUGUGUAAAUCCUCAUGGAUUUGUAGCUUUGCUUUUUGCUCUGGUACUGUCAUGUCCUUUUUAUUAUAACCAGAGUCUGUGUGAAUGAGUACUGUGUGAGGUCCAGCAUUGAAAUCCAGAAACUUUAUUUAAUCUGCUAGGUUUCAGCACUGCCUACCAGGACUACCCUCCCUUUUUUUUAAUCUGAAAAUAGAUACAGUUGGGACAAUUCACUUUUGUGUUAACUUAGCCUUGUUCUUUGACAAGAUAACUGUAAAAAAUGGUUACAAAAGAAUCCCAUGGUUAACUUCCUCAGGCUCUUACAGAUGUUUAGUGUGCUGGCCGUUCAGCCUCCACUAUAAGCCAGUGGUUGAAGGCCAAGACCCCUUUGGGGCGUGGGGGAUGUGUUCAAGGACCCAUUCACCAGGGUCAUCUACAACCAUUGGAAAACAUAGAUAUCCACAUUAUGAUUCGUAACAGCAGCAAAAUUACAGUUAUGAACUAGCAGCGAAAAUAGUUUUAUUAUGGUUGUGGUCACUGCAGUGUGAGCAAUUGUAUUAAAGGACAGCAACAUUAGGAAGGUUGAGAACCACCGCUGUAGGCUUUUCCUUGAUCUUGGCUCUAGUUCUUCAGAUUAUUAAGGAGUCCCAGCAGCAGCAUGGCUUACGGCACGGAGACUUCCAGCGGUACAGGGGCUACUGUUCCAGAAGACAAAGACGUCUCCGGAAAACACUCAACUUUAAAAUGGGGAACAGACACAAAUUCACUGGGAAGAAAGUAACCGAGGAGCUCCUGACUGAUAACAGGUACUUGUUGCUGGUUCUGAUGGAUGCAGAGAGAGCCUGGAGCUACGCCAUGCAGCUCAAACAGGAAGCCAAUACUGAGCCCCGAAAGCGCUUUCACCUGCUGUCCCGCCUGCGCAAAGCCGUGAAGCAUGCCGAGGAACUGGAGCGCUUGUGUGAGAGCAACCGCGUGGAUGCCAAGACCAAGCUAGAGGCUCAGGCCUACACUGCUUACCUCUCAGGAAUGUUGCGCUUUGAACAUCAAGAAUGGAAAGCUGCCAUUGAGGCUUUUAACAAGUGCAAAACGAUCUACGAGAAGCUUGCCAGUGCGUUCACAGAGGAGCAGGCAGUGCUGUACAAGCAGCGUGUGGACGAGAUCGCCCCCAACAUCCGCUACUGUGCCUAUAACAUUGGGGACCAGUCAGCUAUCAAUGAGCUCAUGCAGAUGAGACUGAGGUCUGGAGGCACAGAGGGGCUCCUCGCUGAGAAACUGGAGGCCUUGAUCACUCAGACUCGGGCCAAGCAAGCAGCUACCAUGAGUGAGGUAGAGUGGAGGGGGAGGACGGUUCCCGUGAAGAUCGACAGGGUGAGGAUCUUCUUACUAGGACUGGCCGACAAUGAAGCCGCUAUCGUCCAGGCUGAAAGUGAAGAAACAAAGGAGCGGCUGUUCGAGUCCAUGCUCAGCGAGUGUCGAGACGCCCUACAAGCUGUGCGGGAAGAGCUCAAGCCCGAUCAGAAGCAGAGAGAUUAUACCCUUGAUGGCGAGUCGGGGAAGGUAUCUAAUCUCCAGUACCUGCACAGCUACCUGACCUACAUCAAGCUGUCAACAGCCAUCAGGCGGAAUGAGAGCAUGGCUAAAGGCCUGCACAGGGCCCUGCUGCAGCAACAACCAGAAGAUGACAGCAAACGUUCUCCCAGGCCUCAGGACCUGAUCCGGCUCUAUGAUAUCAUUCUGCAGAAUCUGGCGGAACUGCUGCAGCUUCCUGGCUUAGAAGAGGACAGAGCCUUCCAGAAAGAGAUAGGCCUCAAGACCCUGGUGUUCAAAGCUUACAGGUGUUUUUUCAUUGCUCAGUCCUAUGUGCUGGUGAAGAAGUGGAGCGAAGCCCUCGUGCUGUACGACAGGGUUCUGAAAUAUGCCGACGAGGUCAGUGCUGAUGGCGGAGCCUUCAAGAACAGCCUGAAGGACCUGCCUGAUGUGCAAGAGCUCAUCACUCAAGUGAGGUCAGAGAAGUGCUCGCUGCAGGCCGCAGCCAUCCUGGAUGCAAAUGACUCCCAUCAAGCAGAGCCCUCCUCUCAAGUCAAAGACAAUAAGCCUCUGGUUGAACGGUUUGAGACCUUUUGCUUGGACCCUUCCCUCGUCACCAAGCAAGCCAGCCUCGUGCACUUUCCACCAGGCUUCCAGCCCAUCCCUUGCAAGCCUUUGUUUUUUGACCUGGCCCUCAACCAUGUGGCCUUCCCACCCCUUGAGGACAAGUUGGAGCAGAAGACCAAGAGUGGCCUCACAGGAUACAUCAAGGGCAUCUUUGGAUUCAGGAGCUAACCAGGCUCUUCCUCAGGGGCAGGGAGGUCCUGACUUACUCUGUAUUGUGAGACAGACAGCAAGUUCCAAGGCAUUAAAUCUAGGUCUGCAAUGGCAAGGGCAGAGCUCAGCACCCUCAGCCCUGCGUCCCUACAUCUUGUGUGUUUGUGACUUAACUUUCAUAGCUGUCAUCUUCUGGGCUGAGUCGGGGUCUCUCUGUCCCCUGUGCCUCCUGGGGACUGCUGUGUCCUGGCUCUUGUAAGCCAUGGCUGAUCACUUUCGGUCACUAAUGUGUUCUGGGUUCCACACCAGGCUUUCGGGGGCGGGGGCUUGGGAGUGUUUGUCAUGUGUCCUCAGGCCUGUGGAUUUGAAACAAACUCCUCCUUGCUGUGAGCUUCCAAAGCCUCCUGAAGUUUGUCAGUGGCUGAAACAUGGGCAGUGUCCCCCAGAGUUACGGUCAGCCUUACCCCCUCCUCCUCCAAGAACAAGCAGAGCGCUCUAUUUUUAACUAUGUUACACUCAUGAACGAUGAAACCAAAUCUUUAUUAAAAGGCAAAGAUGAUGGAAA